AUGAUUAAGCUGCCAAUUACCUUGGGAACCGCCCUUGCAGUAGCCAAAUUAAUGGCUGAUUUCGCGGUAAUCGACCAAUAUUCGGCGUACAAUGCCGUGAUUGGUCGGCCAAUCCUGAAAGAGAUGAAGAUCGUGACUUCGAUCUAUCAUCUCACAAUGAAGUUCCCUACUCCUGCUAGAGUAGGCUCUGUGCGAGGAGUCCAGUCAGACUCAGGAGAAUGCUACAAUGCAGCAGUCAAGCUCGCAGAGAAGAAGUCAGUAAAUGUAAUCUAUCUGUUAGAGGCACCACCUCCUCGCCAGGAGGUCUUUAGAAUCGAAGAAGUGCCGCACAAAGAUGGACCAGAUUUGGAUCCGACGAUCCUCGAUUAUGGCACAACCGCCCAAGCUGCGGAAGACACUAUUGAGGUACCUAUUGAUCCCGUAGAUAAUAGUGCGACAUAUCAAAGGCUUGUGAAUAUGAUGUUCGCAAAUCUUAUUGGGGACACCAUGGAAGUAUAUGUUGACAAUAUGCUCGUAAAAUCUCAACAUGCAAAAGACCAUGUCACCCAUUUACAGGCAAUGUUUGAUAUAUUGCAACGAUAUAAAAUGCGGCUAAACCCUCUAAAAUGCGCCUUUGGAGUCAGUUCAGGGAAAUUCCUUGAAUUCAUUGUUAAUCAACGAGGAAUAGAGGCAAACUCCGCGAAGAUCAAAGCAUUGGUGGAAAUGCCAUCACCGACUAAGCAAAAAGAAGUCCAAAGCCUCACAGGUAAAGUCGUCGCUCUAAACCGCUUUAUAUCACGAUCCUCUGAUAAAUGUAAGGAGUUUUUUCAGAUUUUAAAAGGCAAUAAGAAGUUCCAAUGGACCAAGGAAUGCGAGGAGGCUUUUAAAGCAUUAAAAAAAAAUUUGGGGCAGCCCCCAAUCCUAUCAAAGCCCAUGACCGGCGAGGUCUUAUCCAUUUACCUAGCGGUGUCAGAAUAUGUGAUUACUUCGGAAAGUCUUGGCAAAACCAGAGACAUCGGGGAGAUUGUUGAAAUGGUCAGUAGAGUUAAGCCAAUUCGACAUCAGGUGAAUGGAGAAUAUCUCGCGAGAGGCGGGAGAUUGGUUAAGUAUCUAGCCAUAGUAUGCGAACUGAUGCAUAAAUUCAAGAAAGUAGUCCUGUCCCGAGUACCGCGUGCUCAUAACUCACAUGCAGACGCAUUGGCCCGUUUGGCCUCGACUAGGGAAGCUGAAUUACUCGAUGUAAUUCCUGUUGAUGUAUUGGCUCACCCAACGAUAAAUCAAGAAGCGAUAAUGGAAGGGUCUCUUACCUGGUGA
Cannabis sativa is the source of this 1293-nucleotide messenger RNA. RefSeq lists its product as uncharacterized. NCBI's taxonomy places the organism in Eukaryota, Viridiplantae, Streptophyta, Magnoliopsida, Rosales, Cannabaceae. The record is from RefSeq and is a predicted model, not a curated record. Bases 1 to 1293 code for a protein of 430 amino acids. Gene Ontology annotation, molecular function: nucleic acid binding. The transcript has 4 exons.